Acanthaster planci (crown-of-thorns starfish) is the source of this 1967-nucleotide messenger RNA. RefSeq names its product organic cation transporter protein-like. Gene Ontology annotation, molecular function: transmembrane transporter activity. Gene Ontology annotation, cellular component: membrane. The record is from RefSeq and is a predicted model, not a curated record. Gene Ontology annotation, biological process: transmembrane transport. Lineage: Eukaryota; Metazoa; Echinodermata; Asteroidea; Valvatida; Acanthasteridae.
AUGAAACUUGAGGAAAUUAUUCCCCUUGUGGGCAAUUUCGGGCGCUACCAGUUCUUCGUGGUCUUAUACACUGGCUUGCUUGGUAUCGUCGGCUGCAUGGUCAGUUUUGGUCAUGUGUUUUUCGCAGCCGAAACCGACCACUGGUGCCAAGUUCUGCCCGCGAAGAACUGUUCCAGCUGGGUAGAGUUCCAAGACAAUUGUACGGACGUGAAGAAGUCCAUUCUCCUGCCGCCACCCGAGAACGAGAACAGCAAGUAUCCUCACUCCAACUGUGAGCAGUGGGAUCUACCACCUGGGUAUGAGUUUGAUCCCUACGAGCCACUUAGCAAAGGUGGAAAUUCUACCCACAGUACGGUGCCGUGUCAAGAUGGAUGGGAAUACGACACUUCAAACUACAAAACUACGAUCAUAUCUGAUUUUGACCUGGUCUGUGAGAAGAAAAGUCUCCCCAGCCUCGCUCAGUCUAUAUACUUCGUGGGAUUUUUAGUCGGAUCUUUCGUUUGCGGCUCCCUGUCUGACUGGAUGGGCCGCAAGAAAACCAUCUUUGUGGCCCUUCUGUUUUACUCGAUAGGCUCAAUCGUCACAACAUUCUCUGUGAAUAUCUACAUGUAUAUGGCCUUCCGUUUUAUGGCUGGCUUCGGCAACAUUGGUUCUUACAUCCCCCUCUUUGUGCUUGUGGUGGAAUUUGUCGGGAAGUCAUGGCGUACACCUGUUUCGAUGUCGGCUGCUAUAUUCUUUGCAUUUGGGUAUUUCUUCCUGGCAACUGCUGCUAUGUACGUGAAGGAAUGGCGGACUCUUUCCCUGAUCACCUCACUGUUAACGCUACCUUCUUUUGUUCCACUGAUAUUUAUGGAAGAGUCAGUGAGCUGGCUGGUUUCUAAAGGCAGGAUCGAAGAAGCAAAUGCGGUCAUCAGACGAGUUGCUAGAAUCAACGGAAGGACGCUCCCAGAUGACUUAUUCGAUAAAGAGGACGUCAAAGAAGAAGCGGAAUCUAAGGAAUCAAGUGUUCCACCGUCUGUCAUUGACCUCUUCAAAACACCCAACAUGGCUGUCAAGACCAUCAACAUGAUGUUCAAUUGGACCGUCAAUAGCCUGAUCUAUUACGGCCUAUCGCAGAGUACGGGCGAUCUAGGAGUGGAUGAAUACUGGGCUUUCUUCAUUUCCGGAGCCGUGGAGAUUCCGGCCUUGCUCUACGCUACCUUCGCUAUUGAAUGGUUCGGUCGCAAAUGGAACACUGCUAUACUAGAGAUGAUUGGCGGGGUGGCCUGCUUGGCAACUAUCUUCAUCCCUCUCGGGAUUUGGCGCACUGUGGUGUCUAUGAUAGGCAAGUUCUGUAUCUCAGCUACUUACGGAAUCAUAUACCUAUACACCACGGAAUUGUUCCCGACCCCGGUUAGGUCGAUUGGCUUGGGCAUGAGUUCACUGUCGGCCAGGGUCGGAGGUAUCCUGUCCCCCAUCAUUCUCCUGUUGGGAGACUACCUGGACAGUCUGCCCCUUAUCGUGUUCGGCUGCAGCGCGGUGUUGGCAGGAUUCCUGGUACUACUUCUGCCGGAGACUAAAGGAAAGAAACUCCCACAGACGCUGGAAGAAGGGGAAGAAAUUGGAAAAUGCCGAUGCAUGCGCAGUGACGCCGACAAAGCCGCCAUCGACGAAGUCAACGAAAUCGACGCGGACAAAGAGGGGGCCUUAGCUUUGUCCAACCCUGGCUUUGACUCUAUGGAGGAAGAGGCGAGGGAAUUGGAGGAGAUCAAGGGAAAAGAAUGAUUGAAACUGGACGACCAUUCAGCGUUGCAGUUAAUCAUACGAUAUUUUUGGUUGUGGGCGAAUGUGCUCUCAUUGAAGUCUUUUUCAGACAACCGAUCCUGGAGCUCUCAUUUUGGUUUUUAUUAGUGCCUGUUACAAGACGACAUUGUUACCCCAUAAUACGGGUGAUUCACAAUAGUGCGCCACCGAGAGUUUGCGACGCG